UCUCCAUCUCUGUUUCCUGUUGCUUUCCCACUUCCUGAGAAUGUUUAAAACAUCAGAUGACCAGUAGGUAACAGGCAGAAGGUGCUACUGUGUCCAAACUUGUAUGAGAGUACCAUGGACCUGCAAAAUGCUGGAGGUCUGUGCCAGAAGUGCCUGCUGAACACACCAGAUGCAUGUUCCUGAAGGCUUUAUGUGCUCACCAGCAGUCAGUGCUAGUUAGAGAGGCGGUAGCUGGGCUGAGAGGAUGAAACUGUGAUACUUUCGCUAAAUGAGUGGAGGUGGAGGAAGAGAAUGGGGUAAACUCGUGCCUGUGAACUCUUUUGGAAAAGAGUAAAGAUGAGCUGACCAAAAUAGAGUCCCUCCCACAGGCUCUUAGCCUCUGGAGCGGCAUCCGUUGUGGCUGAGCUGCAAGCCUCAGGACAUGCUCUCAUUUCCAUUGCAUAGUGAGCCACCCCUACUCCAGUGUUUUUGUUGAACUCCCCAUCUCUGAUUCUCUCUUUAGGUGGAAGACUAAAUACUUUUACCUAUUCCGGAGUUACCUGCUGCCUCCUGGGAAACUUUCCCAUCCCAGGACUGCUGCUGUUCACAGUGCCUAAAGGCUGAUCUCAGCUUGGGGGACUGAGGAACCUGGGGACAUGGAGAAUGAUUGCUUGCCUUUACCCCCUUGGUGCAGCCUCUCCUGGGUCUUUGCCCUCACCAUGUCAAGGAAUGUUAAUGAUGUGUUCCCUCUCCAUUGCAUUCCCCACCUGUCAUCCUGCUAGGAUCUAACUACAGAAUGAACAUAGCAGCUGUGUUUAAUGCCCUGCUCGUGUCUGUCCUUGCUGCUGUGCUGUGGAAAUACAUCAAACUGCGCGAGCAUGCCUCCAUGGUGGAAGAGGAGUUGGUUCUCACACGCCAGUCUCAGGAACUUUCUGAGGUUCAGAUUGACUACCAGGCAGCUCUCCAGGCACUGGUGGAGAACGGUACCAGGAUGGUGUGCACUGGCAGGAUGCACACUGACCGCAUCUGCCGCUUUGAGUCCCUCUGCUACUCUACCGAGGCCGAGGAGUUUGUCUACUUUCACAGCAACUCCUCGGUUAUGCUGCCCAACCUGGGCUCACGGAGGUUCCAGCCAGCUCUGCUCGACCUCUCCUCUGUGGAAGAUCACAACACCCAGUACUUCAACUUUGUGGAGCUGCCAGCUGCUGCACUGAAAUUUAUGCCAAAGCCAGUCUUUGUGCCUGAUGUGGCGCUGAUCGCCAACAGGUUCAACCCAGACAACCUGAUGCACGUCUUUCAUGAUGACCUCCUGCCAAUUUAUUACACCAUGCAGCAGUUCUCUGAUUUAGAUCUGGAGGCACGGCUCUUCUUCAUGGAAGGGUGGAGUGAAGGUGUUCACUUUGACCUCUACAAGUUACUGAGUAACAAGCAGCCGCUCCUCAGGGAGGAGCUUAAAACCCUGGGCAGGCUCCUCUGCUUUACCAAAUCGUAUGUGGGACUGUCCAAAAUCACCACCUGGUACCAGUAUGGAUUUGUCCAGCCACAAGGGCCAAAGGCUAACAUCUUGGUUUCUGGUAAUGAGAUCAGGCAGUUUACCAAAUUCAUGAUGCAGAAACUGAACAUCAGCUUGGAGGAAAGCUCUGGUGAGGAGUACAUUGUGGUGUUCAGUCGAACAAUCAACAGACUUAUCCUAAAUGAGGCAGAACUAAUCCUGGCUCUUGCUCAGGAGUUUCAGAUGAAAACCAUUUCCGUCUCUCUGGAGGAGCAUUCGUUCUCUGACAUCGUCCGGCUGAUCAGCAACGCGUCCAUGCUGCUCAGCAUGCACGGGGCACAGUUAGUCAUGUCACUCUUCCUGCCAAGAGGUGCCACCGUGGUGGAGCUCUUUCCAUAUGCUAUCAACCCCGAACACUAUACCCCUUACAAAACCCUGGCAACCCUUCCUGGCAUGGACCUGCAGUACAUUGCCUGGCAGAACACUGACAGGGAAGACACAGUUACCUACCCGGACAGACCUUGGGAUCAGGGUGGCAUUGCUCAUCUGGACAAGGCUGAGCAGGAGCGCAUCAUUAAGAGCACAGAGGUGCCACGGCACCUCUGCUGCCGCAACCCCGAGUGGCUGUUCCGUGCCUACCAGGACACAAAGGUGAACAUCCCAUCUCUAAUCCACACAAUUAGGCAGACUGUGAAGUCUAAGCCUGGACCCAAGAAGCAGAAAUGGUCUGGUAGCCUCUAUCCUGGCAAAGUGAGGGAUGCCAAGUGUCAGGCCUCUGUCCAGGGCACAAGUGAAGCUAAACUUGCUGUGUCCUGGCAGAUCCCCUGGAAUCUGAGGUAUCUCAAGGUCAGAGAAGUGAAAUACGAAGUGUGGAUACAAGAGCAAGGGGAAAACACUUACAUGCCUUAUAUAUUGUCCCAUCAGAAUCACACCUUCUCAGAAAACAUUAAGCCCUUCACGAUAUACCUGGUGUGGAUACGCUGCAUCUUCAACAAAAAUCUCCUGGGACCUUUUGCAAAUGUGCUCUUGUGUAGUACAUAACCUGCUGCACUACCUGUACAGCUCUAACCUGCUCUCCACUCCAUCUGUGGUUUAAAACUUCUCGUCUUGUAGUUUGUAGAGGGCUGAAGAGGACUAGACUGUACCAGUGCCUAAGUGUCUAUUUUAUUGCACUCCAUGUGUAUUUAGAUGGUAUUUAUUUCCAGUAAGUGUUUAAAAAAAAAAAAAAAAGAGAAACCUCUGUGUUCUUCAGAGUAACUUCCAGAGGUUAAAUUACAUGCUGAAUACGUGUAAUUGAAAACAGAAUGGAUGUGAAUUGUGUGUACCUUGGUUGUGAUUUAAAUUUGUUCCUAUUGUGUGGUGACUAUUUAAGCACAGCGUUGAACUGCAGUUAAUUCCAUGGCUAAGUGGGCAAUUCUCAUCAGCUUUUUCGUUGUAAGUUAUUUUUUUCAAUAACUCUGACUGUAACUUUGAGUUCAAGAUUUGGUACUGGAGCCUUCAUUAAACUGCUGUAAACCUCC
Molecule: messenger RNA, 2991 nt
Organism: Chiroxiphia lanceolata (lance-tailed manakin)
Lineage: Eukaryota; Metazoa; Chordata; Aves; Passeriformes; Pipridae
Gene: POMGNT2
Product: protein O-linked mannose N-acetylglucosaminyltransferase 2 (beta 1,4-)
Exons: 3
Coding region: 776-2512 (578 amino acids)
Biological process (GO): protein O-linked glycosylation via mannose
Cellular component (GO): endoplasmic reticulum
Molecular function (GO): protein O-acetylglucosaminyltransferase activity; protein binding
Source: RefSeq, a predicted model, not a curated record